AUGAAUGCGGUGCUUAUGGACUGCGUGUUGGGUGCGGUUGACGGUGGCAGUCAUUACCUCUGUGGUGUGAGGAAUGAAAUAGGCGACACGGAUGCGCGCGUGCGUGUGGCACCGAAGCGUGCCUGUGGAGCGAGGGGGCAGCAGGGGCGCGAGGGAAGGCUGCGCCUGCUGAUCCGUCACGCCGGGACGGCACAAGUGCGGCAACCGCACUUCUCUCGGGCAGGCGAACGGCUGCAUCCACACGCUCGCUUGCAUCGAUGCGGGCUCGGAUCACUACUGUGCGCAAGCGGUGGCGGCGGGGAUCGUCGUGCUGCUCCUGCGCUGUGCCGCGGUACUCGCUGCAGAGGCUUGGGCGUGUGGGGGACACACACACGCUCGCGUAUGACACGUGCACGGCUGCCGACAACACUGUUGCCAACUGACGCGGCACGCAGCGCUGGCAGCUGGCCACAUUUGCCUCUCCCUCCCUCCCUCCCUCCCUCCUUAUCGACCCUCCUUGUUGUGUGCUGGCUUUUGUUUGUUUUUGUUUGUAUUUAUGGUGUUUCUAUCGUGCUCGUUGAUCCUCGUUGCCGAAUUCCCAUUCGCCAAUAA
Trypanosoma grayi is the source of this 591-nucleotide messenger RNA. RefSeq lists its product as hypothetical. The transcript has a single exon. Bases 1 to 591 code for a protein of 196 amino acids. Lineage: Eukaryota; Euglenozoa; Kinetoplastea; Trypanosomatida; Trypanosomatidae. The record is from RefSeq and is a predicted model, not a curated record.